AUGCUGCCCGCAAUCCCCCUCCUCCUCCUCCUCGCAUCCACCACCUCAGCCCUCCCGCAAGAAACCAGGACCAUAACAGCCGGGUCCCCCGACCCAUCAGACGAACCAUCCUACACGCGCACAGACGACUUCAAAGACGCCAUGCUGACGACCCACAACCGCUUCCGAUCCGAGCAUUCCGCCCCAGACCUGAAAUGGAACGACACGCUCGCCGACUCGUCCACCUCGCACCUCGACGACGUCGCCACCUCCUCCGGGUGCGAGUUUGAGCACUCGGACGCGCCCUACGGCGAGAACCUGGCCCUCGGGUAUCCCAACGCGUCGGCCGGGGUGGUCGCGUGGGGCGACGAGAGGCGCGACUAUGACUUUGGCAGGGGCGAGUUCGAUGAGAGCACCGGCCACUUUACGCAGAUGGUGUGGAGGGAUACGAGCGACGUGGGCUGCGGGAGGAAGGUGUGCGGUGGGGAUGGGGAUGGGGAUGGAGGUGGGAGGUGGUUUCUUGUUUGCCAGUACUGGCCUAGGGGGAACGUCGUGGGCUCGUUCACCGAGAUGGUGCAGAGGCCGAGGGACGGGGUUGAUAUUGGCAAUGCAGCCGGGGCUGUUGGGCCUAGGGGAUGGUGGCUAGGGCUGGUGGUGAUUUUCGGGGUCUAUUUGUCUUGA
Messenger RNA from Pyricularia pennisetigena, 660 nucleotides. RefSeq lists its product as uncharacterized. Lineage: Eukaryota; Fungi; Ascomycota; Sordariomycetes; Magnaporthales; Pyriculariaceae. Bases 1 to 660 code for a protein of 219 amino acids. The transcript has a single exon. Gene Ontology annotation, cellular component: extracellular region. The record is from RefSeq and is a predicted model, not a curated record.